AUGAGUUUCUCCUUCCCCUUUGGCGGCGGUGACCCCGGCGGUCAAGCCGCCCACAGUCGUAUAUCCCUCAAUCCCGAUCCCCCGGCGGGCGGCCCGUCGGGUGGACGCCCCUCGGGCGACUCUUCCGGCGACUACCAAGCCAUGGCGGCCGCUCUCGCCGGCGCCAACACGGCCAUCGGUCUGACGUCCAUCGGUCGGCGGAUGAGCUUCCUGCCCGGGCCUCCGGUCGCGGCGGUUGGGUCUUUCCCCGCUCCUGGCGGGCCUCCUCCUCUACCUCCGACUGUGGCGCCAUCGGCUUCAGGACAAAACACCGCCGCCGCCGCCACCACCACCCUCGCCUCCUCCUCCUCCUCCUCCUCCUCCUCCUCGACGUCCUUCGAGUCCCGGCGCAUCUCCAUCCUCCCGGUGACCCUGGAUCCGGAGCAUGGGUUUUCUCUGUCCUCAUUCUCAGGACGCGCGCCGAAGUUGGCCACCCAGGCACCCCCGCCACAGGCGCAUAACCCGAUGGCCGCAUCCGCCAUGUCGCGCUCCCAGGCCACUUUCAUGGGCUCCUCGCGGGCACAAUUCUCGGCCAGCGUACAUAUGGGCGAUGUCGGGACCCGAGGUGGUCCGUCCGGGGCCGGUGGCGGCGGGCCCAAUUACCGCGACCGGGAGUUCGUCCUCAACUCCAUCAGCCAACUGUGGCAGUUCCUCACCGAGAGCGGGGCCUCCUUCCAGCGGCCAAUCACCCAGAAGUCCCUCAACAGUCCGAGCCUUCGUGACAUCCAAGAAAUCUUCGAGCACAUGUUCAGCCGGAUCGACGCCAACUUCCGUUUCGAGAAGUUCGAGGAUGAUGUGGCCAUGCUGGCCAAGGCAAUGCGCUAUCAAAAGGAGCUGAAUCGAUCGAAGAUUGCUUCCAGCAGCAGCCACCAUGGCUGGCCCACCAUGUUGGCUUUCCUCAUUUGGAUGAUUGAGCUGAUCAAGGCGAUCGAUGCCCUGGAGUUCGAACUCGAGGAGCGCUUGCGGCCGUGGAUCUUCCGCUUCGAGUGUGAAACCUUUCGCUUCGCCCUGGCCCAAGAUGAUCCCAAGGUGGAGUCCUACUGGAAUGUGCUGAUGGAACACUUCAACGCCAUGCUCAUGGACCUGGAGCAGGCCUCACAGGUGGCCGCCACCGAAACGGCUGCCAUUGCCCAGCAAGUGGAUGCCAUGCAGGCCGAAAACCCGGCCCUCGGGGAUCUGCAAGCCCAACGCGACCGCCUUCGCAAGAUCGGCGCCGAGUUCUCCGACACCAUGCUUCGUCUGGAGCAGGAGGACCGCACCAUGCGCGACCAGCUGGCCCAGUUGGAUGAGGAGCUUCUGGCUCUCCGUGCCUCCGGAGCAGACCUCGCACAGCAGGCACGCCGCGAGGCGGCCGCCUCACCUGCGGAAUCCGGCGCCGAGUCGGGUUCCAGGCGGAAUUCUCUCUCCCGGUCUUUCAACUCCUCCAUCGGGCAGCGGUCCUUCAGCGGGUCAAUCACCGGAUCGCGGCCGGGCUCGGCUGCGGCCGAAGAUCGGGACGAGUAUACGGCCGACCUGCAGCGGCUGCUGGCCAGCAGCUCGCCGGAUGACACCUCCCCCUCGGUGGCCUCCAGUGAGGAUGACCCGGCCGUCAUGCAGCAGGCCCUGCGCGAGCAGCUGGCCGCCCUGCGUGCGGAGAACCAGCGCCUUUCCACCGGCAUCGUUCAGCUCGAGCGGGAUCUCCUCCGCCGGACACAGGAUCUGGAAGAUCGCCGCGCCGAGUAUCCCGACCUGCUUGCGGACCUGGAUCGCUUUUUGGCCUCCGAGAUGCUCGAGCGGGAUCUCCUCCGCCGGACACAGGAUCUGGAAGAUCGCCGCGCCGAGUAUCCCGACCUGCUUGCGGACCUGGAUCGCUUUUUGGCCUCCGAGAUGGUUGACCCUCCGGCCACUGGGGCCGUUGCUGGCACUGCCAAGCGUCCGGCCGCAUCGCGCUUCUCCGACACCUUCGAGCCCCUCAACAAGGCCCCUCGUCUGACGGCGGAUCUGCCCCCGCGGCCGGAUGCCGGGCGACGGGCCGCGGCUGGCUCCGGCAGCCUGGCUGCCUCCUUCUCCUCGAAUGGAGAUGCCGGCGCCUCUUCGGCCGGGGAUGCCCCGGGUACUGACCCCGCCGGGACCGGGGAGCCGGUGGGACCGAUCGCCGAUCUCCACCGCCAGGCUGGCGAGCUGGAGGCCUCUGGCGAUCGGCUGCAGGCCACCUUCGCCGAACGAAAUGCCGACCUGGCGGCCGUGCAUGACACGGUGGAGCAGCUGCGAAGCCGGGAACGCGCCCUAUCACAAGCGGUCGCGCGCCUCGAGGCGGAUCUCCGCCAAGCGAGCACCGCAUCCGAAGACCAGUUGGCCGCGCAGCGCGCUCGCACCCAAGCCCUCACCAGCGAGCUGGAGCUUCUGCUACAGGAGGCUGGCCUGCCGGUGGAUGUCGCUCGUCUGGGUGAUUCAACCACCUCCCCGGGGGCAGAGUCUGAGGGGGGUGGCGCAGCGACACCGGACGCCCUCUUCCAGGAGGGGGAUGUGUUGGCCGCGGCCCGACGCGAGUUGGACCACUUGCGCCAGGAGCUGGACCACCAGCGAGCCGUCCAGCGCCGGGUAUCCGAGCGUCUCUUGCGGCAGGUCAUCGCCCCGGUCAAUGAUGUGGUCGUGCUGAAGACCCACGUGGAGCACACCCUCAAUGCCAUGGUGGAGUCCAUCGUCCCGAGUGCCUCGCUGGCCGGGGGAACGGCCCCUGGCGGGCCACCCGUCACACAUCCCGAUCUUUAA
Messenger RNA from Fonticula alba, 2790 nucleotides. RefSeq lists its product as hypothetical. Gene Ontology annotation, cellular component: Ndc80 complex. The transcript is spliced from 6 exons. Gene Ontology annotation, biological process: attachment of mitotic spindle microtubules to kinetochore. The coding region runs from base 1 to 2790 and encodes 929 amino acids. The record is from RefSeq and is a predicted model, not a curated record. NCBI's taxonomy places the organism in Eukaryota, Rotosphaerida, Fonticulaceae.